Molecule: messenger RNA, 2777 nt
Organism: Prinia subflava (tawny-flanked prinia)
Lineage: Eukaryota; Metazoa; Chordata; Aves; Passeriformes; Cisticolidae
Gene: UBE2H
Product: ubiquitin conjugating enzyme E2 H
Exons: 7
Coding region: 250-801 (183 amino acids)
Biological process (GO): protein polyubiquitination; ubiquitin-dependent protein catabolic process
Cellular component (GO): nucleus
Molecular function (GO): ubiquitin conjugating enzyme activity
Source: RefSeq, a predicted model, not a curated record
GGUGACGUCAGGGGUCCAGAGAGAGGCUGGGGCAGAGGCGGCCGGAGCGGCUGAGGGAGCGCGAGCGGCGCGGGGGGGCCCUGUCGGCGACAGCGGCGACAGCGGCGACAGGAGCGGCGACAGCGACAGCGGCGGUUCCCAGCGCCUCGCGGCCCAGCGGUUCCCCGCUCCGUUCGGCGCCGGGCGGCCCCGGCCCGCGGCGGCGGCGCUGACAGCCCGCCCGGAGCCCCGGGGGCGGCCGCGGCCACCAUGUCGUCCCCCAGCCCGGGCAAGAGGCGGAUGGACACCGACGUGGUCAAGCUGAUCGAGAGCAAACACGAAGUCACAAUCUUAGGAGGACUCAACGAAUUUGUCGUGAAGUUUUACGGACCACAAGGAACACCAUAUGAAGGCGGAGUGUGGAAAGUUAGAGUCGACCUUCCUGACAAAUACCCCUUCAAAUCCCCAUCCAUAGGAUUCAUGAAUAAAAUCUUCCAUCCCAACAUUGACGAAGCGUCAGGAACUGUCUGUCUAGAUGUCAUCAAUCAGACUUGGACAGCUCUCUACGAUCUCACCAAUAUAUUCGAGUCGUUCCUGCCCCAGCUGCUGGCUUAUCCCAAUCCCAUAGAUCCUCUAAAUGGUGACGCUGCAGCCAUGUACCUGCACCGACCAGAAGAGUACAAACAGAAAAUUAAAGAAUACAUCCAGAAAUAUGCAACAGAAGAAGCACUAAAAGAGCAGGAAGAGGGCACCGGGGACAGCUCAUCCGAGAGCUCCAUGUCCGAUUUCUCGGAAGAUGAGGCUCAGGAUAUGGAAUUGUAGUAGAGGAGGCCACUGCUUUUCAGAGAGACUCGAAUUUCCUAACCACGAGAAGCAGACUAUAAUAUUCAUAUUUAAACAAAGCAAUUUUUUUUAUUACUAAACAAGGUUUUUAUGAAUUAUAGCAUCGAUAUAUAUAUAGAUCUAUAUAUAUAUCUCUCACCCUUUAGGUCUUGAUUUUUCUGGGUCAUUUCCCGAUUCCCGAGGUGCGUUAGUGAUUCCCAACAUUCCAUUCUGGUAGCAAUAUGCAGCCCUGGAUGCAUGCGUUGAGAUUUUUCCAUUUGGCCAAGGUCAACUCUGGUGUGUGCUACCAAACUGCUGCCCUGGGAGGGAGGGAAUUAGUGAAAAAACAAAAAAAACCACCACGAAAAGAAAUAAAUCCAAACAAAAAAAAAAAGGGAUUUGCUGUCGGAUCGAGGUUUCCACGCGGGAUGUUGGAGUUUCCUCCGAGUCUAAAAACCUUGGGGGGUGGUAGAGAUGGAAGGGGCUCCUCCAGGGCGUGUUUGAAAAGAGAAAAAAGAGGGAUUUACCUGAAAAAAAAACAAAAACAAACCAAUCCCAACACGUGGAGCUCCUGAGAGCGCCGGAGCCGGAGAAGACCUCGGAAUUUCAGUGCUGUGGACUCCUCCCUGCCCUCCCGAACUGUAGGGACUGACAACCACUGGUGGAUUCCCUUGGGGGACUUUGGAAAAAAACACAAAAAAAGCUUUGGAUGUUGUUCCUUGCUUGGGCUGGAUUAGGAGCUGUUCCUUUGCUGGGAGGGAAGAAGCACCCGGAUGAUGCUGGAGGAACUGGGAUGGAGCCUGGAAGUCCAAAACUCUUCCUCUGUCCCACUUUGGAACCUGCUGCCCUUGAAUGGCUUCCAGUUGGCUUUGUUAUUAUUAUUAUUAUUAUUAUUAUUGUUAUUAUUAUGAUUUUUCUUUCUUUCCCGCUGCCUCUCUUGCUGGAAAUGUGGUUCAGACACGUGGCAAGCACGGGCUGUGUGCUGGGAAUUCCUCUGACCACAUGGAUUGGCCUUGCCAGAGCUUCAGAUCCACGGAAUUCUUCUGUUGGCCAAAGUCCACAAAUCCAUCGGCACCCAGUCUGAGUCUCCUUUUUUUUCUGGUUUUUUUUCUGGUUUUUUUUCUUUUUUUUUUCUUUUUUUUCUUCUUUUUUUUUGUUAUUUUUUGGGGUUUUUUUCUUUUUUAAAUCUUUCUUUCCUCCCCCUUCUGCACCAGCUUGGUUCCCAUCUGCUUGUGUGUGUACAACAGGAUAAAAAGUCCUUAAGAGUUAACAAAGAAUACGAUCUAGGAAAAAACAAAACAACAGAAACACCCCAAAAUUUGAGCUGAAUAAUAAAAAAAAAGCCUAAAAAGCACCAAUUGAGGAAGCAAAUUAAUUUGCUCUUUGGGUUUUUUUAUUGGUUGGUUUGGUUUUUUUGGUUGUGGUUUGUUUUUUUUUUUUCCAGGAUGUUUGGGAAUUGGAAUGUUGGAUUUCUCCUGAUGUCUUGCAGCAAACUGAGAGAUUUUUUCUUUUAUUAUUAUUAUUAUUUUUUGCUGUUGUUCCUAGAAAUCUGAUCAGUAAAUGUCUCUUGGGAUGCCGGGAUACUCGAAUUGGGAUAAUUGUGCACCGGAGCUUCAAACUGAGAUGGAUUUUUAAAGCUGAAUGUUACCUGCUGUUUUCUUUUUGGGGAUUUUUUUGGAGGGGUUUGGACAAGAUCUUUUCAUUUGUGAUGCAGGAAAAAAAACUCAACCCACCCUGAGCGACUCUGGAGCAGAGUUUUGAAUGUCAGACUGGCACAUUUGUCAUUUUCCCAGAAUUAUUGGGGUUUGUUUCCUUUUCCUUUCGAGCUGGGACAUCCCAACCCCAGCCCUGAUUCACGAAGCACAAUCAGUUCCUUCCAUUUUCUGUUGCUUUUGGGGGAGAAAACAAAAAAAACUCCAUCAAAUCCCACUUGGCUUUGGCAUGAAUUUCCUUAAUAAAAAAAAACCUACCAUGAA